AUGUUUGGCCAACCUGCCUCGAGCCAAGGAGGCUCCAGCAACCUCUUCUCUGGUCUGAACCUAAACACAGGUACCACCGAUGCCCAGGGCAAACGAAAAUCAAUCUUUGAUGCCUCCACCUCGCAAUCAACAUCGCAACCGUUCAGUUUCCCUAGUCUAAACACCAACACUACAACAAACAAUACGAGCAAUGCGUCCGGCGGCAUAUUCAGUCUAGGCGCUCCUCCAAAGACGUCUGCUCCCUCGUUUUCCUUCGGUCCCAGCACUACUACUUCCGCUGCGCCAUCAACAGGUAUGUUCGGCUCUACCACCACUACCGCCGCGCCUUCCACUGGUCUGUUCGGAGCCGCAGCAUCUACAACUCAGCAACCUGCCUCUGGGACGUCACUUUUCGGUGCCUCAACGACCGGACAACAGUCUACAGCUGCCGCUCCACCCGCGACUCAACAACAACAAUCAGAUGCUCCUGCGACACAAACACGAGAUGCCGCCUACUUCAGUAGUUUACUGGAAAGACAGAAGAAAAAACCAAAAUUAAAAACCGAGGGUAACCCUGGCUUGGGUCAAUUAUCCGGGCUCGACAUGGAUUUGGGGGAUUUGGCUAGACGUGCGCAGGAAUUGAGGCAGCGUGGUUCAAGACCGGCAGACACCCUUACCGACAGUCGGGCACAUUACUUGCUUGCGGGCUCUGGAAUAUCCCCUGGUCAAGCCUACAAAGAUUUUCAGUCUUUGGGUCCCGACGAAACCCUGUCAGCACCGCGAAAUGUUACACCAAGUUUUGCUGAAGAGUCAAGUGCCUACCUUCGAGAUGUUCGGGUUAAGGGACGUGAUGUAAUGCUGCGGGAAAGCAUGGAUCGAGUGUAUCGUGAAGUGGGCAAUUUCAUCGAGGAAAGUCUGGGCGUCGACUUCGAAGAGCAAAAGAUGAGAAUCAUGCAGCACUUUGGACUCGCACUCCCAGACUCCGGUGGUGAUGCUACGGAAUCUCGGGGAGGCGGCUUCGGCAGAUCUGCCAAAGGAGGGAGGACAGGGUCGGUGGGAGCCUCAAAGACUGUCAGGAGCGUCUUUGGACGGUCCGCGAUCGACAAAUCUAUUAUCGGCACUCCUGGCUCUGGUUUGGGGACAACGUCCUUCUUUAAGAGUGAUGGGCCUGUUUCGACCGCUUUUGGCCUGACUAAGGGGCAGAGCUUACGCGAUCUACGCGAAAAGGAACGAUCAUUCAUUGAAAAAGUUCAGCAGCUUAACCAUGCGCGAUUACAGGACCAGAGCUACCCAAUCUUACAGAAAUUCGCCGAGGCAGAGAAUGAAAACCCUGGAGACAGCCCUCGACAACUAAUCGAUGCUUACCAUGCAUUACGCGAAAUUACCAGAGAAGGGAAAACGCUUCUAAAAGAGCGACAAUUCAUGGAUGCCUAUCUCGACGAAAAGGAGGAUGUCCUGUACCUGAAGCUGAAGAAACAAACCUUGGAAGGUUCACGUAGUUAUUUGGAAAAAGCGUUUUGGCGGGACUUGAGAUCGCUCGUCGACAAAAAUCCUCGCGAAGCUGCAUUAGGGGGCCAACCAUCCGUGUUGAACAUCGUCCGUGCUUAUAUUCGGAUACGCGCUAUUCGAAGAGAUCUCGUCCCUGAUGGAGCAGAGCUGCAACAGAUCGGGGGUGAGAACGGCGACUAUUGUUGGGCGCUCAUCUUUUACCUGUUGAGAAGUGGGUGUAUAAAGGAAGCGGCAGAUUAUGUGAAAAACGACCCUGCUUUCCAAUCCAUGGACCGAAGAGUCAUCUCAUAUGUGACGGCCUACGCAGAUGGUCCAGACCGACGCUUGCCCAAGGGGGUACAAAACAUGAUCGACAAUGAAUACCAGAAGCUGACCAAGCUGGCUCCAAAGAAUACUGUUGAUCCAUACAAGGUAGCUUGUUAUAAAGUGAUCGGUCGUUGCGACCUGACGACGAGAAACUUGGAAGCCAUUGGUCAAGGCGUCGAGGACUGGUUGUGGCUGCAGUUCAGCCUUGCUCGGGAAACAGGUCGAAGUGAAGAGUUGGCUGGAGAGAUCUUUGGGUUGGAUCAGAUUCGGGAGACCGUGGCCGAGAUUGGUCAAAAGCACUUCCAGAAGACCCAGGUCGAAGGCUCAAGUGCGUAUGGUACGUUCCUGCUCAUGCAGGUUCUCGCCGGUAUGUUCGAGCAAGCAGUCGAAUACCUGCACAGUUUCAAUCCUACCAGUGCGGUCCAUCUCGCCAUCGCCCUUGCAUACUAUGGCCUACUCAGAGUCUCGGACUUCUCUGUUGCAGGCAACGAGCUUUUGACAUAUUCGACCACGCAAUUACCGCAAAUUAACUUCGUACCACUUGUGGCAUACUACACUGGUACCUUCCGGACGGCCUUGCCCGUUGCUGCUGUCGACUACCUUGCUUUGCUCUGUCUUAACUCCGACCUUAAGCCUGCAAGUCUAGGACUGGUCCAUACCAAUGCUUGCCAUGAGUGCUUACGGGAACUGUGCCUGGAGACUCGGGAAUUUGCCAAACUGCUUGGCGAUAUUCGAAGUGAUGGAACGAGAAUCCCAGGGGCGAUUGAGUUGCGUGCCAAAUUGAUCCAUCUCGACUCUCGCGACGAGUUUUUGCGAUCGAUCACGAGCCAAUCUGCAGCAAUUGCAGAUCAGCGAGGACAAAUUUCUGACGCGGUGCUGCUGUAUCACUUGUGCGAAGACUAUGACAAUGUUGUCACGGUGCUCAAUCGCGCCCUCGCAGAUGCAGUUUCUUUGGAUCUCGGGGAGUCGCCUAUACAGUUGCAGCCACUCAAACCACGAAGAGCCGAUGGACAGAGUGAAUCAGCCAGCACUCAAGGCAAUGGUCCUCAGUCGUCCCUGUCAUUGACCCAAUCUACCUCGUCUCCCGUGGAUCUAGCUCGCAAUAUGAUCUCCCUCUAUAACGACAAUGCGCUCUAUUACAACAAGAUAUCAGCCAGCAAUCGAGAGGUCUGUGGAGUCCUCCUUCGGUUGUUGUCCGUCCGGGCCAAUCUUGAGGCGCAACCACCAAGAUUCAUGACAGCGCUAGAGGAACUCAAUGAUCUUAAUAUUCUGCCACUACGGGCCAACGGCAAGAUCGCAGAGAUUCGUGCUGCGGCUGAUUCUUUCGCUCAACUGCCCCAAGUGCUUGCCCGGUGUGCUGGCAUCAGUGUGGUCUGGGCAGUGCGAGCGAUAGGAGGGGAGAGGGAGAACAUUCUACGAAAUGGAAGAUGGGAAGCUGGUUAUGCAGGUGAUACGGACGUGAUGAAGGAUCAGCUAAGUAACAUGGCGAAAGAUCUGAUGGUGUUUGCCGGGCUGGUCAAAUACAAGCUGUCGGGGCGUGUCUAUGAUAUGUUGACCCGAGCUGGAGGAGAUGUCGGGGCAUAUUGA
Exophiala spinifera is the source of this 3381-nucleotide messenger RNA. RefSeq lists its product as uncharacterized. Lineage: Eukaryota; Fungi; Ascomycota; Eurotiomycetes; Chaetothyriales; Herpotrichiellaceae. Gene Ontology annotation, cellular component: nuclear pore. The coding region runs from base 1 to 3381 and encodes 1126 amino acids. Gene Ontology annotation, biological process: protein import into nucleus; poly(A)+ mRNA export from nucleus. The record is from RefSeq and is a predicted model, not a curated record. Gene Ontology annotation, molecular function: structural constituent of nuclear pore. The transcript has 2 exons.